Portunus trituberculatus (swimming crab) is the source of this 630-nucleotide messenger RNA. RefSeq lists its product as uncharacterized. The transcript has 3 exons. Lineage: Eukaryota; Metazoa; Arthropoda; Malacostraca; Decapoda; Portunidae. The record is from RefSeq and is a predicted model, not a curated record. Bases 76 to 408 code for a protein of 110 amino acids.
AUCGAUUGGCGGCAGGCGCUGGUCCAGUACAGCCUCACUCAGUGAGCCACGGCCACACACAACCCACAAAGCAGCAUGGGAAGGUCCUAUGGUUACGCGCCCUCUCACAUUGUCUUCAGGUGGCCUAACUGGAGAGCAAGAAUCACAGAGGACUCCUUUUCCAGGAGAGUGAUUCAGGAAGCCCCCGAGCACAAGCAUCCAGCGUCAGGGGGCGUGGCUCGCCACAGCUCCCAACACAUGCAGCAAGGCUCGCUGUAUGAUUCGCCUCCAACCGUGAGUGGCCAGUGGUGUGCGUGGGGGCUGGCGACAAGGUGGCUGCGGCAGGUCUGGUGGCCAGGGAGGUGGUGCUGUGGCAGGGGCCUGCCGCACCCUUCUACCGUGACCACAAGCAUUACCGCUACUGUGUGAGCGGCAACAACUGCGUGAUGGCACAAAAGUCGCUCGUGACAUGGGUCGCACGCCGCCUCGCCUCAGCUCCGGCCCGGGAUAAUAAGAGCCCUACCUGCACUUCCUUAUUGUUCAAGGAAGGCCUCUCUUCGUUCCCGCCGCCCGCCACACCGCCCCAUGGUUCACUGCACGGUCUACGUAUAUCGCAGUUCACCGCUUCCUUAUAUACGAACCCUUAAUGAA